AUGACUCCUGAGGGCUGCUCCGACGAUGUCGACUGGAAUGCCGACUCAGACCCCGCCGUCGACGACUCCGAAGCCAGCUCCUCCGAUGGCGGCGAAGAAGCCAUGGAUCGACUGCGCCAAGUCGUCAACCUCCUCGAAAAUUGUGCACCCAACCAUCUACAGCUGGAGUAUGACACAAUGCAAGCUAAACGUCAAGCGAUCAUGUCGUCGAACCGUCUCUGGUCGGCGGAAGAGAAAGCCGACUACGGGCAAUGGCCGCUGAUUCUUGGCGACCGAAGGAAAGCAGAUGAAUGGACGCUCAAGGACACCAUACCAAUUCUCAAGCUUCCUUUGUACAUGGCCACCGAAGUAUGUCGAUACUGGUUUAAGCAUAAGCAGUCAUUGGUGGCUAGUUGAAGUUGCUGAUUAGGAAGCAAAACUGACACAAUUCUUCCUCACCGAUCCUCCUCCUAUCCUUCAUUGGCGAAACCAACCGGAACAGGAGCACGAAUGGACAGCCUGCAAAUACGAACGUUGUCUCGCCGUAGAAGAAACAUCUCACGGUGCUCCAUCGAUCUCUUUCCAUCAGCAUCCGGCGGAUCACCUGACAAUGAUCGAAUGGCACCCGCUGAUCGGCCAAAAUUUGCAAUCCACUUGGAAGGAAUCACGCAAAGAAGUGCUUCGCAUAUCGCACCAGUGCUCGGGCGCCUGCAUGCGCUACACAGGAGACGAUGGGAAGAUAUACUACAACGUGCGACCGAAGGACAAAGAUGUCGUGCGCGAAUGCUCUUCACAAUUGAAGGUGAGUUAGCCGAAAUUUCAGCGUCAGAGAUCCUUUCUUUGCUGUGUUUGGGUUCGUGGCUUUUGCGCAUGCGCUGAGACCCGUUUCGUUACCUGCACUCUGCUUUUGUAAGAUUGUGGUUCCAGCCAGCAAUCUCUCGAUCGCCUUGAUUUACACGCUUGGCGACCAUGAGGGACGGCGGACCCUAGAAUCGGUCAGGAAACCGGCCGCGGUUAUGCGAACUGUCGCUCAUCAGAUAGUGCAACAGUGUGGCAGCACCCGAAGCACUGCUUUCCAAGGUGAAUCACAAUCAUGAUAUGUCCAACAGAACCCUGUAUCUGUCUGUUGAUCGCACCGCUGACUCGCGUUCUUGGUCCAUUCACGCGAGAAAGUUAUGUCCGACUAUUGCAAGAAGUGGAAGAAGAUCCACCGAGUCACUCUCCAUCCUAACCGGGUCAUUUGGGCCAAACAACUCAAGAGCAUAUUCCGGACCAAGGCUGCGAAGGCGUACACCCGAACGGUCAAUUGCCGCUAUAUCCACAAGCGCCCCAAGCCCUCGCCGAUCGAAGCGCAAGAGGGAAGAAUCCUUUUUCAAAGCUGCGCGGCUUCGCUGAAGCCUUGCACUCAAUGCCGGGCUCGCAAGAUGAAUCUGAUGUUGGAGUCAAUUUCUCAAGGUAUGGGCUCUCCCAAACUGCAUCGGAUCCUUCCUUGUCAACAGAACACUCACAUUGGUCAUGGUUUAUUUUGA
Molecule: messenger RNA, 1508 nt
Organism: Microbotryum saponariae
Lineage: Eukaryota; Fungi; Basidiomycota; Microbotryomycetes; Microbotryales; Microbotryaceae
Source: the annotation of a GenBank genome assembly